AUGAUCCAAGUUGUCUUGGUGCCAACACAGAAUUUCUUUUUUCAAACAAAAGCUCGUCAAAAGGAAUUGACCUGGGUCAUCUUUUGGGAUACUGGCGUGAUGAUCCUUCCCUUGAGAGAGAGUGAUAGAUGGAGCAGGAGCUUCCAUGCAUGUGGUAUGGUAGAUCGACACGGAAGUCUAGACUAUCCUACGCUCUCUGCCGGUUUACGUUUGUUCUGUACCAGCCGUUAUAUACAUCUACCGAUGUGUUAUGCGUUUAAAGAUCACAUGAGUUAUAUACAAUUUAAGAUUCCAUUAAGAGGACACUCCCGUAACAGAUAUCACACGAACGGGUGCCCCGAGUGUAUUUCUUUUUCCUACAAUGGAUCAAGAGACAGAAUGCUUCGCAUAAGCACCCCUACAUGCAGCUGUGCUCCUCCGGAUGGACAGAACAACACGUCAAUCCGUCCUGCAGAGCUCGGAAUAACCUUAACUCAUGCGCAUGGUUUUUCCGAGCCGGGUAUCGCAAGACAUGUUGUCACUUCUGUUUUGGAACAGAAGGCGUUUCCGAGAUGA
Molecule: messenger RNA, 555 nt
Organism: Morchella sextelata
Lineage: Eukaryota; Fungi; Ascomycota; Pezizomycetes; Pezizales; Morchellaceae
Exons: 9
Coding region: 1-555 (184 amino acids)
Source: RefSeq, a predicted model, not a curated record